Messenger RNA from Amaranthus tricolor (Joseph's coat), 2903 nucleotides. Its product is annotated as protein LNK2-like. The coding region runs from base 391 to 2358 and encodes 655 amino acids. The transcript is spliced from 7 exons. Gene Ontology annotation, biological process: circadian rhythm; regulation of DNA-templated transcription. The record is from RefSeq and is a predicted model, not a curated record. NCBI's taxonomy places the organism in Eukaryota, Viridiplantae, Streptophyta, Magnoliopsida, Caryophyllales, Amaranthaceae.
AUAGACAAGAAAAAGACACAACCAAUGAAAGGGGUGCAAUUGAUACGGAGACUGGAAACAUCUUUUAACACCACAAAUUAGAUACGCUCUUCUUCGCCAAACUUUGUUCACACGUGUCAAAUUUCUAUAUCCCCUCUUUCUCUCUCUAGACCUCUUGCUUCUCCUCUCUUUCUCUCUCCUCUCUCCUCCUCUCAUCUUUGCUACUUGCGUCUUUUCUGGCUCUCUUUUCAUCUGCUCCAACUCCCGCUACUUUUCUCGAUUUUUCUCUUCAGUUUCGUCUGGAAAGUAGGUAGGGUUUUCAAUUUCCAUCUGAAUUUUAAUUUGUAAGUUGGAAUUGGAGAUUUGCAAGUGGAGUCAAAGGGCGAUGGGGUGAUCUUUCAGCUUUUGAAGAUGUUUGAUUGGGACGACCAAGAGCUAGCAAAUAUUAUAUGGGGUGAAGAUACAGAAGCUAAUGAUCACCUUGUACCUUUUCCUGAAGACCUUGAGAAAAAAGUGUUGGAUUAUGUUGAUAAUGACAAAAAAACAUUGAUUGAGGAUGAUUCAAAAAGUGAGUUAGAUAAAAACAAAUCCACUUCAAAGUUGUUUCUAGAAAGAAGUAAAAGAGAUAAGAAUGAUAGUCUUUCUGAUAUGGGAGUACUUACCAAUGCUGAGCUUGACAUGCCUUCCUUUUCUGGUUCCAAAACUCACGAUGUUUGUAUAGCUAAGAAAAGUCAGUUAGCUAUUGGUCCAAAAACUUCCCUGAAUCAUCAUGAGGACAAAGUGCUUGGUGAUCUUGUUGGAAACAGCUGGAGUAGCAUUGGGAGUUUUGAUGAUCUUGAUCGGAUAUUCAGCAACGAUGAACUAGAGGGGAACACAAGUCUCGGCAGCACAGAUGAGCUUUGGUCUUCAUCGAAGGAUCUCCUAACUGGGGUGGCUAAAUCCUCAUCUGCAGCUCUAGGAUCAACAAACUGGGAAUUCGGAGCAUUAGGAUGCACUGCUGCAAACGAGAGAGAUUCUGAAUUUCUGCACAAUGAAAACCCCUCUUUAACUACUGGUUCGCAAAAGCAAGAUAGCCUCUCUCCUUACCCCCACCAAACCAUUGGCAAGCAUGUUGAGAAAGAGGUUUAUACUAUGGGUGUCACAGAUUUGGCCAGAAAAGAGGAGAAAUGGUUUAAAGCUAAGACAAAAAAAGAGAAGGCAAUUGAGAAACAAACUGAUUCUAGUUCAUUGCGGGGUAUAUAUGACACAUGGCCAUCAUCUGCAUUGAAUGUUCCACAAUUUGGUCGCCAAUGUGCUCCAGCUACACUACAAAGUUACCCCGUGUCUCCCUCUGAUCAACAGGACUUGUCUCAGGGUUAUAGGACCAUGCCUUAUCAACAGUUUGCUCCUCGAUAUGAUGCUCCUUAUGCAUACCGGAAUUUCAGUAAUCAACAUGCAGCGAUGGGCAGACUAAAUCCAACGGAUGAUGAACAUCAGUCUAUUCUUUCUAGUUCUGAAGUUAGUCCUGGUGACGUAAUGUCUUUAAACAAGCCAGCGGAGACUAUAUCAAAACCCACAAAGAUGACGCCGCAAGAGAAGAUUGAAAAGCUGAGGCGGCGUCAGCAAAUGCGAGCGAUGCUUGCUAUCCAGAAACAGCAGCAGCGAUUGGCUCACCAGGUUUCAAGUGGGGAUUACCCCUUUUCUGGUUGUAGCUUCGAGGAGAAUCAAAAUUUUCGGAUGGAAAAGAGUGAUGUGGAGCCUGAUGAGAUUUCGAACACUCUUCCUCGCUAUGAUCCAUGCUCUCCAAACAGAGAAUGUGAUCCUAGUAGGAUUUCCAGCAUUGAAAGCUAUUCAGUGGAGGACUCAGUUCUCUACCAGCUCCAAGAUAUUAUAUCAAGACUAGAUAUGAACAUAAGGCUGUGUAUAAGAGACAGCUUAUAUCGGUUAGCCCAUAGUGCGACUCAAAGACAUUAUUCUAGCAAUACAAGCAGUGUUAAAAGGAGCAACACAUACGAGCUUGAGAAUGCACUGGAAGAGACUACCAGCUGUGACAGAUUUGUUCCAAAUGUAAAUGUGGAGACUGAGACGAACCAAAUAGACCGAGCUGUGGCUCACCUGCUCUUUCAUCGACCUCUCAAUUUUUCAGUUAGACAUAUUGAGACGCCAGAGUCUUCUACAUCGACAAAAGUGUCAACCGAACAAGAAAUAGUUGGUCCAUGCACCCUGCCAGUUGGUUUGUUGGGCAAGGAUUCUGAAAACGAGCAUAAUCUCUCUCAACAUGAACCUAAAAGUCCUCAAACAUUUGUGGAUUCCCAUGAAGAUGUCUCAAACGACGUUUCUCAAAAUGAAAUAAGAGCCAAUCCACACAUGAAACAAAUGAUGGCAGAGCAUGCCGACUAAAAUUUUGGCAAUUGAAGAGAAAUCAAUCUGGAUGAUAAGGGUAAUUCCUUCCUUUAUCUCUUCAUUGCUAAUUAAUUUUCAUUUGUAAGUUGAUCUACCGGAUUACUUGUAAUUGGGUGGUUUUCUUUCUGUGUCAGCCAACUUGGUCUUUGCAAGCCGCGUGUGAUGGAGGUUACUAAUUUUCUUUGCAUCAGACCAGGGCAUCUGUCCGCUUAAGGCAGUUUAUCUACAUACUCACCUAUAUCUUCUAAAUUUGUUAUUACUGAGUUUUUUGUGUGGACGUUUCUAUGUUUCUAAUGAAGCUACCCGACUUCAUGGUAGUAACCACGCAUAGCCUUGCUGCUGACGUGUAUGAUUUGUUGGUUGUUGAUGUCUAAUAAACUAGUUAAACUGCCGAGGUGGAUUUUUGAAGUCACCAUUUUGGAUAUGUUGUGAUCAGUUAAAAGGCUUGUUACGGCCGAUGAACUGGCUUCGUAGGAGAUUAUGAUAUGACACAAUUAAGUAAAUACUUAUCAGAUUAAGUACAUAAUGUUGUUUUAGAGAAA